AUGCCUCCAGAUGUGAAGGCAUCGCUUCGACUUAUCCGUCCAAGUGUGCGCCAACUCAAAAAAGAAGCAGCUAAAGCUGCGGUGCAGAAGUAUCAGGAGGUGCCGCUCAACGAGAGGUGGGAAAUUUUAAAGCGGAAGAGUAACGGAGCAAACGCACAUGAGGAGAUCGCCGAGAUUCACGAAGCCGUGGAAACAUCAAAGGGGGCAGCGCGAUGCCUCUUUGGCUGCGGAACCUUCUUCAACACAUCGGCACUUGCUAGGCACGUUCGCAAGCUCCACAUGCACAUCUUCAAGACAAGAUUCGUGUGUCCCGAGUGGAAGCGGAUGAAACGUGAGGAAGCGGUGAUUGAGGCGAAUCCCGGUGCCUGGAGCAGUCAUGUUCGAAGAGUACAUUGCAAAGUCUACGCGCCGAACCUGGAAUCUCUACCGGACGCCCUCUGUCUCUUGCGCGGCCAAUAA
Messenger RNA from Ustilaginoidea virens, 459 nucleotides. RefSeq lists its product as uncharacterized. The record is from RefSeq and is a predicted model, not a curated record. The transcript is spliced from 3 exons. The coding region runs from base 1 to 459 and encodes 152 amino acids. Lineage: Eukaryota; Fungi; Ascomycota; Sordariomycetes; Hypocreales; Clavicipitaceae.